AUGUCCGAUAGAGAAGCAUUAAAGAUAUUUUCCAGACAACCUGUUAAUAAUGAUAUGAUUAAUUAUUUGGUUUCAACUACAAGUGCUAUAAUUCAAAUUAAACCAUCUAAAAAUCAAGUUACUAAUAAUAUAAGACCACUUGGUAAGAAUAAUAUUAGUUUAUUAAGUUUCAUAAAGAAUUUAAUUAGAUAUUCUAAUGUUCAAACUCCAACUUUAAUGGCUACAUUAAUUUAUCUUAACAAAUUAAGAAAUUUAUUACCUGCUAACGCUAUUGGUAUGGAAACUACAAGACACAGAAUUUUUUUAUCGGCAUUAAUUUUAAGUGCUAAAUCAUUAAAUGAUUCAUCUCCAUUAAAUAAACAUUGGACUAAAUAUACUGAUGGUUUAUUAAAUAUUGAUGAAGUUAAUAUGGCCGAAAGAGAAUUAAUCAAUUUAUUAAAUUGGAAUGUUAAUAUUUAUGAAGAAGAUUUAAUAAUUGCCUUACAACCUUUCUUAAUACCAAUUAAAUCCAAAUUAUCAAAGAAAUUAUCAAUUGAAAAUAAUAAGAAGAUUAAUUACUAUAGAAAUAGUGUGGCUAAUUUAUCAAAUUAUUCAUUACAAUCAAAUAGUUCAUCAACAUCUUCAAAUUAUUCAAAUUUAUCAUUAAAUUCAAAUUAUAUUUAUACCCAACCAAAUAAAAGAAGUUAUUCAAAUAGUUCCAUUAGUUCAAUUAGUUCACCAAAUUCUUUAAGAUCAUCAAAUUCAAAUAAUUCUAUAAGUUCAAAUUCUACUAAUAAUUCAGAUUAUAAACUUCCAAUCAAUAUAACUUAUAAAAAAAAUUUACUACAUAAAUUAUCAGCUUGA
Messenger RNA from Yamadazyma jaroonii, 843 nucleotides. The record is from the annotation of a GenBank genome assembly. Lineage: Eukaryota; Fungi; Ascomycota; Pichiomycetes; Serinales; Debaryomycetaceae.